CAAUAUAAAUAGUCCACUGCAAAACAAUAUUCAAUCAAUCAAUCUGUAGAGAGAGAGAGAGAGAGAAUGGGGAGAGACUGCCAUCCUUUGUUGAGGGGAGGGAGAAGACAGAGUAAAUAUGAUCAUGGGUUUUCGAGGUCAGAUAUGGAAACUCUGGCUAGCAUUUGUGAGGUUUUCCUACCUUCUCUGCCUUUGAAUAAUAAUAAUAAUAAUUCUCUAGAGCUCACUGCACCAGGAAAGGACUGCCAAACCAACAACCCCAUUCCAUCCUUCCUCAAAGCUUCUGCCUCUCAAUAUCCAAUACCUGACGAGGUUGCAACGAGAAUAGCGAAGAGGGGAUUUUUGGAAGCUGUGAUAUUGGUGAGAGUGGUUUUGAGAGUUCUGUCAACUAGGUUGGGGACUUUAUUGCUUUGCGGGUCUCUCUGUUUUACUGAUAAAUGGCCAUUCCUCAACAACUUCUCACAUAUCUCCCUCGACAAGAGAGAGCAGAUUAUUCAGAGAUGCUUCAGAAAUUGGCUUCUCAUGCCCAUCAGACUUGGAUUUGUGUUGCUCAAAUUAGUCUGUUUAUUGGUCUUCUUCUCUCAGGUUGGAGAAAAUGUAGAUAAUCCUUCAUGGGAAGCCAUUGGGUAUCAUGUAGACACCAAAGAAAAGAUACCAGAGGAAGGGAAGGAGAGGCCUCUUCAGAAAGGAAUAGUAGAAACCAUGCAUGAGACUGAAUCAAGCCUUGUUCAUUCCCUCACCCAAAAAGGCCUCAAAGUCAGAGUAGAUCCUAAAGAAAGCCUCUACAAGAUCAAAUGUGACGUUGUAAUAGUUGGGUCAGGUUGUGGUGGAGGUGUUGCAGCUGCUGUUCUUGCAAGUUCAGGCCAGAAAGUCAUCGUUCUUGAGAAAGGGAACUAUUUCAGUAGUAUAGAUUAUUCUUCGCUGGAAGGUCCUUCCAUGGAUCAACUAUAUGAAUCAGGAACGAUCCUUUCAACUCUUGAUGGGAAAAUGGUUAUCCUGGCAGGAUCAACAGUUGGAGGCGGCUCGGCUGUCAAUUGGUCAGCAUCUAUCAAAACACCAAAGUAUGUGCUCCGUGAGUGGGCCGAGGACUGUAAGAUCCCAUUCUUUGCAAGCCCUCAAUAUUUAUCAGCCAUGGAUACAGUGUGUGAAAGAAUUGGUGUAACAGAAAAAUGUACGGAAGAAGGGUUCCAGAAUCAAGUCCUCCGUAAAGGGUGUGAAAAACUUGGUCUUGAAGUUGAGGCAGUGCCACGAAAUUCCUCAGAGAAUCAUUACUGUGGUUCUUGCUGUUAUGGUUGCAGAACAGGAGACAAACAAGGGACAGACUCGACUUGGCUGGUUGAUGCUGUGAAUUGUGGUGCAGUGAUAAUAACAGGAUGCAAAGCCGAGAGAUUCAUAAUAGAAAAGAAUGAGCACGGAAGGAUAAGAAAAAAGAAAUGCAGGGGAGUUAUUGCAAAAAUUUCAAAUGAAAACAUAGCAAAGAGACUGCACAUUGAGGCCAAAGUAACAAUCUCGGCAUGUGGAUCACUCUUGACACCCCCUCUGAUGAUAUCUAGUGGUUUGAGAAACCAAAACAUUGGUCGGAACCUUCACCUCCACCCUGUUCUGAUGGCAUGGGGAUACUUUCCAGAGUCUAAUUUAGAGCUCAAGGGAAAAAACUAUGAGGGUGGGAUAAUCACGUCAGUACAUAAGGUGGUGUCAGAGGAGUCCAACAUAAGAGCCAUUGUUGAAUCUCCUGCUUUAGGGCCAGCAUCAUUUGCUGCAUUAUGUCCUUGGGAGUCUGGAAUUGACAUAAAGAAUAGGAUGCUGAAAUAUACUAGAACUGCUCAUUUAUUUUCAAUGAUUAGGGAUCAAGGAUCUGGAGAGGUAAAGUCAGAGGGAAGGAUAAGCUAUAACUUCAACACAUUGGACAAAGAAGAUAUGAAGGCAGGGUUGCGGCAGGCAUUGAGGAUUUUGGUAGCCGCGGGAGCUGUUGAGGUGGGCACCCAUCAGAGCGAUGGGCAAAGAAUCAAAUGUGAGGGGAUUAAAGAGAAGGAAUUGGAGCAGUUUUUGGACACAGUUUAUGCAGCUGAAGGGCCACAAUCACUGGUGGAGAAGUGGACAACCUAUUCCUCUGCCCAUCAAAUGGGGAGUUGUAGGAUGGGGAUCAACGAAAAGGAAGGUGCAGUUGAUGUGAAUGGCGAGAGUUGGGAAGCAGAAGGCCUAUUUGUUUGCGACGCUAGUGUUCUCCCCAGUGCUGUUGGUGUCAAUCCGAUGAUCACCAUCCAAUCAACUGCUUAUUGCCUCUCGAAGAAUAUAGCAGUGUCUUUGAAAAAAGAAAAAGUUCUCUAAAAGUGUGUAGAGGCAGGAAUAAAGAUUAUGCCCCAGUGUACAAGCAAGUAUAAAGGUCAUUGUUGAGGAGUUAGGCUUUAAUGUUUGGUAUCAUUUUGCACAAAAUGUCUAACUCCUAAAUUGGAAUAUGUUUCCCUUAUAUUCGACCAAGCUUUAAUCCGUAACCAAAGCAAUGGUCCAAAAGUUUCAUGCUUGAUAUCAGAAGAGAAAGGUUGCUUGUUUAAUACAACAAAAAUUGUACAACAUCCAAAUUUGGACGCCUUAGCAUUGCUCUUAAUAUAAAUAAGAAACAUUCAGUAAAA
Cornus florida is the source of this 2630-nucleotide messenger RNA. Its product is annotated as long-chain-alcohol oxidase FAO1. The transcript has 3 exons. Lineage: Eukaryota; Viridiplantae; Streptophyta; Magnoliopsida; Cornales; Cornaceae. The record is from RefSeq and is a predicted model, not a curated record. Gene Ontology annotation, molecular function: flavin adenine dinucleotide binding; long-chain-alcohol oxidase activity. Bases 67 to 2328 code for a protein of 753 amino acids.